AUGAAGUACAUCCAAACCGACCAAACCCUAGAUAUCCCAGAAGGUGUCACUGUGAACAUCAAGGCCAGAGAGAUCAAGGUCACCGGUCCAAGAGGUGUCUUGACCAAGAACUUGAAGCACAUUGAUGUGACUUUCGCCAAGGUCAGCAACAGACAGCUAAAGCUUACCGUCCACAACGGUGACAGAAAGCACGUUGCCGCUUUGAGAACCGUCAACUCUUUGGUUUCCAACAUGGUCACUGGUGUGACUAAGGGUUUCAAGUACAAGAUGAGAUAUGUGUAUGCGCAUUUUCCCAUCAACGUGAAUGUUGUUGAGAAGGAGGGUGACAAAUUCGUCGAGAUCAGAAACUUCUUGGGUGACAAGCUCGUCAGAUUGGUGCCAGUUAGAGAGGGUGUCUCCAUCGACUUCUCCGCCAACCAAAAGGAUGAGAUCGUCUUGUCUGGUAACUCCAUUGAGAACGUUUCUCAAAACGCCGCCGACAUCCAACAAAUCUGCCGUGUCAGAAACAAGGAUAUCCGUAAGUUUUUGGAUGGUAUCUACGUUUCCGAGAAGGGAUUCAUCGAGGAAGAGUCUUAA
Messenger RNA from Lachancea nothofagi CBS 11611, 576 nucleotides. Lineage: Eukaryota; Fungi; Ascomycota; Saccharomycetes; Saccharomycetales; Saccharomycetaceae. The record is from the annotation of a GenBank genome assembly.